AUGUAUGAAUGCACUGAGCGUGGAAAAGCCAUUCACCAGCAAGUACCUGUCAUUGGACCUCAGAGAAUUCACACAAGGAAAAAAUCUUAUGAAUGUAGUGAGUGUGGAAAAGUGGUUUCUCAUAAGUCGAGCAUAAUCAUACAUCAGAGGGUCCACACAGGUGAGAAACCUUAUGAAUGCAGGGAGUGUGGAAAAGCUUUUUCUCGUAAGUCGCACAUGAAUGCACAUCACAGACUGCACACUGGGGAAAAACCUUAUGAAUGUAAUGAGUGUGGUAAAGGCUUUUCUGAUAAGCCACAGCUUGUUAGACAUCAGAGAAUCCACACUGGGGAAAAACCUUAUGAGUGUAGUGAGUGUGGAAAAGCUUUUUUUCAUAAGUCAAGCAUCAUCGUGCAUCAGAGAAUCCACACUGGGGAAAAGCCUUACGAAUGUAGUGAGUGUGGAAAAGCUUUUACCUACCAGUCAUACUUCACUAAUCAUCAGAGAAGGCACACAGGUGAAAAACCUUUCGAAUGUAGUGAGUGUGGAAAAGCCUUUUUCUAUAAGUCAAACCUGAUUAGACAUCAGAUAAUCCACACUGGGGAAAAGCCUUAUGAGUGUAGUGAGUGUGGAAAAGGCUUUCCUGAUAAGCCACAGCUCUUUAGACAUCAGAGAAUCCACACUGGGGAAAAACCUUAUGAAUGUAGGGAGUGUGGAAAAGCUUUUUCUCGUAAGUCAGACAUGAACACACAUCAGAGGAUCCACACUGGGGAAAAACCUUAUGAAUGUAGGGAGUGUGGAAAAGCUUUUUCUCGUAAGUCACACCUCAUUACACAUCAGAGAAUCCACACCGGGGAGAAACCUUAUGGAUGUAGUGAGUGUGGAAAAGCUUUUUCUCAGAAGUCGAGUAUUGGAUUACAUCAGAGAAUCCACACUGGGGAAAAACCUUAUGAAUGUAUAGAGUGUGGAAAAGCUUUUCCUUAUAAGUCACAGCUAAUCAGACAUCAGAGGAUCCACACAGGGGAGAAACCUUAA
Messenger RNA from Ochotona princeps (American pika), 1014 nucleotides. RefSeq names its product zinc finger protein OZF-like. Gene Ontology annotation, molecular function: RNA polymerase II cis-regulatory region sequence-specific DNA binding; DNA-binding transcription factor activity. The record is from RefSeq and is a predicted model, not a curated record. Bases 1 to 1014 code for a protein of 337 amino acids. The transcript has a single exon. Lineage: Eukaryota; Metazoa; Chordata; Mammalia; Lagomorpha; Ochotonidae. Gene Ontology annotation, biological process: regulation of transcription by RNA polymerase II.